CCAUACACAUUUAUUGUAGGCCUAACUACUAUAAUACUACUGAGUAAAAUGCAAAAAAUAUGAUUAAAAUAUAAGUUUUUCAAAACGAUGGCGUCGUUUUUCUCCUCAUCAAUUCCACCAGGGUUACAGUCCGGUGUUGGUGUGAUCAACAACAUUGACUCACAGAAGUUUCCUCUAAUUCUGAACAGAGUCUCUCAAUGUAUUCAGAACAAUUCAGAUGAUUUGAAACCAUUUUCAAAGGAUGAAGAGGAUAAGCUCGUGUCUACAUUGGGUAUAACCCCAAAGGAACUGAAACUUGUACUGGAUUGUUCUACUCUUAUCCUUAAACAGGCUGCAUUCAAUAUAACAAAACCAGCUAUAUUGCAACAACAGCUGACUCAUCACUUGAAGCUGGAUGAAGACAAAGCUGGUGCAUUUGUUUCUAUUUGGACGAAUCAAGCGAAAAACAUUGUUGGUACACUGAAACAAAAAUCAACUCAUCCAAACCAGGUUGAGGGUGUGACUUGGUUGUUGGAUGCAGCGGUUGGCAGCAGUGAUGGGCCAGUGUUGGAGCCUCGUGCUGUUGUGGAGCUUAAGUUGAAAGAUUCCGGCCAUCUGAGGUUAGACCUCAACCAACAACAGAUGCUUGCAUUGUACGAAACUCUUGAGGCUGUUCAGAGCCAACUAGAUACCUUAAGAUGAUUAAUCCUCAACAUAUGACAUUCCUCAAAAGUUUAUACUGUUAUAAUUUGUCUUGUAUAUAUAAUCUAUUAAACAUUAUUCUUAAAUAAUGAA
Macrosteles quadrilineatus (aster leafhopper) is the source of this 774-nucleotide messenger RNA. RefSeq names its product COMM domain-containing protein 10 (gene Vlet). The transcript has 4 exons. Lineage: Eukaryota; Metazoa; Arthropoda; Insecta; Hemiptera; Cicadellidae. The record is from RefSeq and is a predicted model, not a curated record. The coding region runs from base 88 to 681 and encodes 197 amino acids.